UUAUAAAGGAGAGUGAUGCUCUACAGAGCAACUACUGCUGCUGAUGCUCAACGCACAAACAAACACACAACCACACAGAGCUGCACACUGUGUGACUACAGGAGGGGUUUGGACCAGAUCAAGCCACAAGUUAUCUCAGAGGUCAAAGUUCACAGCCAGAUGUCUCGCUACCUGGAGAUGAAGGAUUUCGGCGAUGCUGCGCAGUUCCUGCGGCUCACAAACCUGGAGCAGCUGGCAGGGAUCGCCACGACCUACGAUGGUACUAAGCGUGUGUGGAUGCCUGACGAUGUGGAGGCGUACGUUGAGGUGGAGGUGAAGGAGCUGAACGGAGCGAAAACCAUCGUGGAGACCAAGGACGGACGGUUUUUGCCGGCCAGGGAGGAGGAGCUGCAGCCCAUGAACCCGGCCCGCUUCGACCUGAUGGAGGACAUGGCCAUGCUCACCCACCUCAAUGAGGCCGCCGUGCUCUUCAACCUGCGCCGCCGCUACAGCAUGUGGAUGAUCUACACCUACUCGGGUUUGUUUUGCGUCACGGUCAACCCCUACAAGUGGCUUCCUGUGUACUCUGCUGAGGUGGUCGCCGCCUACAAGGGGCGUCGCCGGGCAGAGGCCCCGCCCCACAUCUACUCCAUCGCCGACAACGCCUACAGCGACAUGCUGAAGAACCGAGAAAACCAAUCCAUGCUCAUCACAGGGGAGUCAGGAGCAGGGAAGACGGUCAACACAAAGAGAGUCAUCCAGUACUUUGCCAUCGUCGCUGCCAUGGGAGACACCGUGAAAAAAGGAGGCUCCCUGGAGGACCAGAUCAUCGAGGCCAACCCGGCCAUGGAGGCGUUUGGAAACGCCAAGACCAUCCGCAACGACAACUCGUCUCGCUUCGGGAAGUUCAUCAGGAUCCACUUUGGACCCACUGGGAAACUGGCCUCUGCUGACAUCGACAUCUAUCUCCUGGAGAAGUCGAGGGUGGUGUUCCAGCAGCCCGAGGAGAGGGGAUACCACAUCUUCUACCAGAUCCUGUCCAAUCAGAAGCCAGAACUACAAGACAUGCUGCUGGUGACCACCAAUCCCUAUGACUACCACUUCUGCUCCCAGGGUGAGACCAAGGUAACAGGGAUCAACGAUGGGGAGGAGCUUAACCUCACUGAUCAUGCGAUGGACACUCUGGGCUUCCCCCUGGAGGAGAAGUAUGGCUGCUAUAAGAUCGUCGGAGCCAUCAUGCACUUUGGAAACAUGAAGUUCAAGAAGAAGCAGAGAGAGGAGCAGGCAGACACAGACGGCACAGAGAGUGCUGAUAAGGCGUCCUACCUGAUGGGGAUCAGCUGCUCUGAGCUCCUCAAGACUCUUCUUCAUCCUCGGGUCAAAGUGGGAAAUGAGUACAUCGUUAAAGAACAGACUGUAGAGCAGGUGAACUACGCGGUGGGGGCUCUAGCCAAGGCAGCCUAUGACCGGAUGUUCAAGUGGCUGGUGGGUCGGAUCAACCAAUCGCUGUACACGGCUCUGCCCAGACAGUACUUCAUCGGAGUGCUCGACAUCGCUGGCUUCGAGAUAUUUGACUUCAACAACUUUGAGCAGCUGUGCAUCAACUUCACCAACGAGAAGCUGCAGCAGUUCUUCAACCACCACAUGUUCGUGCUGGAGCAGGAGGAGUACCAGCUGGAGGGCAUCGAGUGGACCUUCAUCGACUUCGGCCUGGACCUCAAGGCCUGCAUCGACCUCAUCGAGAAGCCUCUGGGCAUCUUGUCCAUCCUGGAGGAGGAGUGUAUGUUCCCCAAGGCCACGGACCAGAGCUUGAAGACCAAACUGUACGACAACCACCUGGGGAAGUCUCCCAACUUCCAGAGGCCGCGGCCCGACAAGAAACGCAAACACGAGACGCACUUUGAGCUGGUGCACUACGCCGGAGUGGUACCCUACAGCAUCGCUGGGUGGCUGGUGAAGAACCGAGACCCCCUGAAUGAGACGGUGGUCACCCUGUUCCAGAAGUCCUCCAACAAACUGAUGGCUGCUCUGUUUGAGAACUACGUCAGCUGUGAGACCGCUGGGGACGCCAAACAGAAGAGAAGGAAGGGUGCGUCCUUCCAGACCGUCUCCCAGAUGCACAAGGAGAACCUGAAGAAGCUAAUGGCUAACCUGCGCAGCACCCAGCCUCACUUCGUCCGCUGCAUCAUCCCCAACGAGACCAAGAGCCCAGGGGUGAUGCAGCCGUUCCUGGUGCUGCACCAGCUGCGCUGUAACGGCGUGCUGGAGGGGAUCCGCAUCUGCAGGAAGGGCUUCCCCAACCGCAUCCUGUACGCCGAGUUCAAAGAGAGGUACCGUAUCCUGAGCCCGUCGGUCAUUCCAGAGGACUCGUUUGUGGACAGCAGGAAGGCUGUGGAGAAGCUGCUGGGCUCCCUGGACAUCGACCACAGCCAGUACAAGUUUGGGGUGUCCAAGGUGUUCUUCAAGGCAGGUCUCCUGGGUGUCCUGGAGGACAUGAGGGACCGCCGGCUGUCCAAGCUCCUCACCACCGUCCAAGCCGUCUGCAGGCGCAAACUCAUGAUGGUGGAGCUCAAGAGGAUGGCAACAGAAUGGGAGGCGGUGUCAGUGAUCCAGUUCACCCUGCGAGCCUUCUACACCGUCCGCACCUGGCCCUGGAUGAUGCUCUUCUACAAGCUCCGCCCCCUGCUGAAGAGCGCCCAGGUGGAGAAGGAGCUGGUGGCGGUCCGGAAGGAGUUCAACACGCUGAAGGAGACCUUUGAUAGAUCGGAGGUGAAGCGUCGCGAGGCAGAGGAGAAGCAGGUGGUUCUGGUUCAGGAGAAGAUCGACCUUGGUCUCCAACUACAGGCUGAGCAGGACAACCUGUCGGACGCAGAGUUGCGCUGCAGUCAGCUGAUCCAGACCAAGAUCCAGAUGGAGAGCAAGCAGAAGGAGCUGCAUGAGCGCCUGGAGGACGAGGAGGAGAUGAGUGUCACCCUCGCCUCCAAGAAACGGGAGCUGGACGAGGAAGUGAUGUCACUGAAGAGGGAUGUGGACGACCUGGAGGUCACUCUGGCCAAGGUGGAGAAGGAUCGCCACGGGCUGGAGAACAAGGUGAAGAACCUGGGCCAUGAGAUGGCUGUGCUGGAUGAGUCGGUCUCGUCCCUGACCCGGGAGAAGGCUGCACUCCACGAGGUCCACCAGCAGGUGCUCCACGACCUGCAGGCUCACCAGGACAAGCUCUCCAUGCUGCAGAAGGCCAAGAGCCGCCUGGAGCAGCACGUGGAGGAUCUGGAGAUCUCCCUGCAGCAGGAGAAGAAGCUGCGCACCGAGCUGGAGCGAACCAAACGGAAGACGGAGGGGGAUCUGAAGCUGUCCAUGGAGUCCGUCAGGGACCUGGAGGUGGAGAAGGAGCACCUGGAGGAGAAACUGAAAAAGAAGGACUUUGAGCUGUGCCAGCUCCAGGCCAAGAUGGAGGAUGAACAGAGUCAGGCUACUCAGCACCAGAAGAGGAUCAAAGAGCUGCAGACCCGUAUCGAGGAGCUGGAGGAGGCCUUGGAGGCAGAGCGGGCGUGGCGAACGAAGGCGGAGCGGCAGAGGAACGAGUUGGCGAAGGAGCUGGAGGAGCUGGGAGAGAGACUGGAGGAGGCGGGAGGAGCUUCUGCUGCUCAGAUCGCCCUCAACAGGCGGCGGGAGGCGGACUUCCUGAAGGUGCGGCGGGAGCUGGAGGAGGCGGGGCUUCUCCACGAGGCCACGGCGGCCGGGCUGCGGAGGAAGCACGCGGAGGCGGUGACGGAACUGGGCCAGCAGAUGGAGCUGCUGCAGCGGGGGAAGCUCCGCCUGGAGAAGGAGAACGCCGAGGCCCGUCUGGAGGCCGACGACCUCAACGCCCACCUGGAGACGCUCACCAAGGCCAAGGCCGGAGUGGACAAGAUGUGCCGGCUGUAUGAAGACCAGCUGAGCGAGAGCAGGACGCGAGCGGACGAGCUGCAGAGACAGACGAGUGACCUCACAGCCCAGAACGCCAGGGCUGUCACAGAGACAGCCGAGUACAGUCGUCGUUUGGAGGAGGGGAAUGCUCUGAUUGGUCAGCUCCAACGUUCCAAGGCGGGGCUUAUUCAGAACCAGGACGACCUGAAGCGACAGCUUGAGGAGGAGAGCAAGGCGCGCGUGGCGCUGGCCCACGCGGUGCAGGCGGCGCGCUGUGACGCGGCGAUGCUCCGGGAGCAGCUGGAGGAGGAGACGGCGGGGCGGGCGGAGCUGCAGCGGGCGCUGACCGCCUCCAGCAGCCAGGUGGCGACCUGGAGGACCAAGUACGAGAUGGACGCCGUGCACAAGGUGGAGGAGCUGGAGGACGCCAAGAAGAAGCUGGUGGUGCGUCUGCAGAGCAGCGAGGAGGCCCUGGAGGCGUCCCGGGCCAGGUGGUCCUCCCUGGAGAAGGGCCGUCUGCGGCUCCAGACGGAGGUGGAGGACCUGGCGGUGGAGCUGGAGCGCUCCAACGCCGCCGCGCUCGCCCUGGACAAGAAACAACGGCACUUUGACAAGAUGGUGAGCGAGUGGAAGCUGAGGCUGGAGGAGAGCCAGGCGGAGCUGGAGGGCUCUCAGAGAGAGGGACGCAGCCUGAGCACGGAGCUCUUCAGGCUGAAGAACAGCUACGAGGAGGCCCUGGAGCAGCUGGAGACGGCCAACCGGGAGAACAAGAACCUCCAGGAGGAGAUCGUGGAGCUCACAGAGCAGAUAAGUCGGGAAGGGAAGACCAUCCACGAGCUGGAGAAGAUCAAGAAGGUUCUGGAUGUGGAGAAGAGCAACAUCAGAGCUGCUCUGGAGGAGGCAGAGGGAACUCUGGAGCACGAGGAGAGCAAGACCCUCAAAGCCCAGUUGGAGUUCCAUCAGAUGAAAGCAGAGGUCGACAGAAAGAUCUCAGAGAAGGACGAAGAGAUCGACAACCUCAGGCAUACUCACCAGCGCUCCCUGGAGGCCAUGCAGACCAGCCUGGAGGCGGAGCUGCGUUGCCGUGGCGAGGCGGUCCGCCUCAGGAAGAAGAUGGAGGUGGAUCUGAACGAGAUGGAGCUCCAGCUGAGCCAGGCCAACCGCCAGGCCGCUGAGAGCAUGAGGCUCACCAGACACCUGCAGGCACAGGUGAAAGAGCAACAGGUGGAGCUGGAUGACAAGUUCCAGCUGACCAAUCAGCUGAAGGAGCAGGUGGUGUUGGUGGAGCGUCGCUGCUCGCUGCUCCUUGCCGAGGAGGCGGAGCUACGGAGUGCUCUGGAACAGUCUGACCACGCCCACAAGAUGGCUGAACACGAGCUAGUAGAGGCCAUCGAGAGAGCCAACCACCUCAACACCCAGGUGUCUGGCCUGGUGGCCGUGAAGCGGAAGCUGGAGGCGGAGCUGGUGGUGCUGGUGGGGGAGGUGGAGGAGGCCGUACAGGAGGGUCGCUCCACCAGCGACAAGGCCAAGAAGGCCCUCACCGACGCGGCCCUGAUGGCCGAGGAGCUGAAGAAGGAGCAGGACAGCACCACGGCGUUGGAGAGGAUGAAGAAGAACAUGGAGACCACUGUCAGAGACCUUCAGGUGCGUCUGGAUGAAUCGGAGCAGAUGGCGCUGAAGGGAGGGAAGAAACAGCUCCACAAACUGGAGAGCAGAGUGAGGGAGCUGGAGACCGCACUGCUGCUGGAGGAGAAGAAGAGCGAGGAGGUCGUGAAGGGGGCCCGGCGUUACGAGAGAAAAGUCAAGGAGCUGACCUACCAGACAGAGGAAGACCAGAAGACUCUUCUGCACAUGCAGGACCUGAUAGAAAAACUGCAGACUAAAGUCAAGAGCUACAAGCGACAGUCAGAGAACGCGGAGGAGCAGGUGAGCAGCAACGUGACGCGCGUCAGGAAGAUGCAGCACGAGCUGGACGAUGCGGAGGAGCGCGCGGGCAUGGCGGAGACCACCGUCAGCAAGCUGCUGGUCCGGACCCGGCAGCAGACCACCAAGGUGGCCAUGAUCAUUGAGUGAGAAGGACAUCAUGGUGGACCGCUGCUGCUAUGUGUGUGUGUGUGUGUGUGUGUGUGUGUGUGUGUGUGUGUGCGUGCGUGUGCCCAUGAUGUGUGGAGUUUCAAAGGUCAUCCGUGUGUUUCCGAUGGUUGGUGUACGGUCUACAGUUACCAGUAUCAACACAAUAUCACCAUGGAGACCAUCAGAUUGACAGUGAAUUCAAAUUAAGUUUUUCAAAUCAGCAUGGGAAUAGUUUGACGUGAAUUUGAUCAUGUUGGGUUAUGAGUAAUUUUAA
Molecule: messenger RNA, 6232 nt
Organism: Gadus macrocephalus (Pacific cod)
Lineage: Eukaryota; Metazoa; Chordata; Actinopteri; Gadiformes; Gadidae
Product: myosin-7B-like
Exons: 46
Coding region: 16-5958 (1980 amino acids)
Cellular component (GO): myosin complex
Molecular function (GO): ATP binding; cytoskeletal motor activity; actin filament binding
Source: RefSeq, a predicted model, not a curated record